UACGAGGAAUAGGUAAUAAUUAACAGCUAAUCCAUUAUUUAAACCAUCGCCAGCGUAGCUAAUUACACAUUAACAAAAUCAAUCAUAACAAGGUGUUUGUUAAAAAGCCUGAACGAAAAAAAAUAAUGGCUGCUAGCAAAACGCCAACCAUCAAACAGUGCGUAUCCAAGGGUCGAGAAAACGACAGCGUUGUGGCAGAGAUGGACAGAGCUCUGCUCACACAGUGCGGCUCUUUCCCGUACUUCGCGUUAGUUGCUUUCGACGUUGGCGGGGUUUUACGGCUACUGAUAUUGCUCCUGGCUGCACCCUUGGCCUGGAUUUGUCGGCAUCUAGUGUCGGAAUCUGCCGAGGUUCGAGUUCUCGUAUUCGCGUGUUUUGCCGGGGUUAGAAUUAAGGAUAUCAAGUCGGCUGCAAAUGCUGUGUUGCCGAAGCAUUACUCGGAGGACUUGCACCCCGACACGUGGCGCGUGCUGUCGGCUUGCGGUGGGAGAAAAUGUGUGGUGACGGUGAAUCCUAGGAUUAUGGUUGAGCCUUUCUUGAAGAACUAUUUGGAUGUGGAUUUUGUUUUGGGUACUGAGAUUUUGUCGUGGAGAGGUGUUGCCACCGGGUUCGUGGCGGCUCCGGGGGUGCUUUCCGGUGAGGCGAAGGUGGUGGCUGUUGGGAAGGUGUUUGAGGAUUCGUCGGUGCCGGAGAUUGGGAUCGGUGACGUGGAGACUAGUGACUUCUUAUUCAUGAAUCUAUGCAAGGAGAAGUACACAGUUCCAUCGAAGCCGCGCAUCCGCCCCGUGAAACCGGAAGACCUCCCGAAGCCAGUUAUUUUCCACGACGGCCGCCUCGUUCAAAAACCCACACCACUAACGGCGUUACUAAUCAUUCUAUGGUUCCCAAUCGCCGUUCCGUUAUCCAUACUCCGCGCUAUCUUCGUGGCGCUAUCCCCUCUUUCUUUAACCUACUACAUUUUCCAUAUUAUAGGCUGCCCAAUCACAAUUAAACGGGCCCCACCUCCUAAAGCCAAAAACUCCAACGGAGUCGCGUUUGUUUGUUCCCACAGAAGUCUCAUCGACAGUACCAUCGUAAGUGCCGCCCUCGGCCGCUCCACCACCAGCGUAGCCUACUCUAUAGCAAGACUAACCGAGAUAGUGUCGCCGGUGAAAACCCGUCGGCUGACGAGGAACCGGGUCGACGAUGCUAAGAUAAUAUCGGACAUCCUUAAAUCAGGACACGAUUUGGUCAUAUUCCCCGAAGGAACAACCUGUCGGGAAAAUUAUUUGCUGAGGUUUUCGUCGCUGUUUGCGGAAUUAACCGACGAGAUUGUGCCUGUGGCGGUCGAUUUGAGAGUGGGUGUGUUUUAUCCGACUACCGUAAGAGGCCGUAAAUGGCUUGACAUGUUCUUCUUCGCUAUGAACCCUAGGCCCGAAUACGAGGUCACGUUUUUGGACAAGUUGUCGCCCGAGCGAACGUGUGGCGGGUCCGGUAAAUCGAGCUACGAGGUUGCGAAUAAUGUGCAAGAAACGAUUGGUCGGGCUUUGGAGUUCGAGUGUACUAAUCUUACGAGGAAGGAUAAGUACCGGAUGUUGGCCGGAACCGAUGGUCUCGUCGGGAAAAAAUGUUAAGGGCGGUUGAUACAAAUGAAUGUUGUAGAAAAAUAAUAUUACAUGUGCACUUGUUAAUUUGAAUGUGAAAUGCAAUAAUAAAAUUAACUAAUAAUCAUGAGAAAUUAUUUACAUUUUUCUUU
This is a messenger RNA of Erythranthe guttata (spotted monkey flower), 1735 nucleotides long. The record is from RefSeq and is a predicted model, not a curated record. Lineage: Eukaryota; Viridiplantae; Streptophyta; Magnoliopsida; Lamiales; Phrymaceae.